AUGGAGGGUACGGUAAGCAUCCUGCGGCGCUCCAUCUCCAGGAAGUCAUUCCGAGCGCUUAGCGAAUCCUCUUCCAAACCCAAACCCCAGGACGACGAGAUGGCCGUCGCUUUCCGAGACUCGUGGUUUGACAACAAUCACAGCUUGUUCCCGAGGCACAGGGACUCGCUGUGGGCUCGUGAUGAUUGGCUCGACCGGAUGGAGGACUGGCCCAGGGACUGGCCGAGACCGCGCGAGAUGAUGAGCCGAGCUGAUCGGAGUAUGGAAGAGUAUGUUCAGUUCUUCCGCGACAACGAGCGCCUCGAGGAUUGGCCGAGGGACUGGCCGAGGAUGGACGCCGUCAUGCCAAAGUUCACCUCGCAUCUCGACCGCCUAGACAACAACUGGCGCCAGGAUCCAUUUUGGAAGGACCUGUACCCUAACUGGGCGCAGCCGCUUUUCAAGGAAGGCAUCGAUGUCAACUCCUCGAUCACGAAUGAUGAUCGCCGCUUCGCGGUGGCCAUCGACUGCUACCAGUUCAGACCGGAGGAGAUCCAGGUAAAAACGCUGGAUGAUACUCUCCUCGUCGAGGGCCGUCAUGAAGAGGCACGAGACCGUGACAACUUCACGAAGAUGUAUUUCGUUCGGAAAUACCAACUGCCCAACGACAUUGACCCGCAGGAGAUCAGCAGCAAUAUUGAUUCGAGGGGCCGUCUCACCGUCGAGGCCGCCAAGCGCCCUCAAGCCCUGACCGGCCGCGAACGCCUGGUCCCGAUCGAGGGAUCGAGUAAGUAUCGCAGCACCAGCCGCUCGCGCCACGACUCGGGAUUCAGUAACGGUCUCUCCCCGUCUUCGGGCGCCCGGAACUACUCUCCAGUGCAAGUUGACACUAGCUCACACCUUGGGCGUCAUCACGAGGAGGAUCGCUACCGUAAUGAGUACCGCUCGUCGUCGCGUCAGGAGUAUAACGGCGGUAGCGGUGGCUAUGGAGGCCGCACCGUUGAGGUCCCGAUCCAUCGUGAAGGGGCGGAUAACCGUCAGUAUGGGGAUUCGCUCCUGUACCGUGAUGCUGAACUGGCUGACCGUGCCGCCGGAAACCAACACUCUGAGAGCUAUUAUCGCCAUGAGAGUCGCAACAAUUUGAGCCCGCAUCAGGUCACCGCCUCCAACGAGAACCGCGCCUACACUAAUGGCGGCGGCGCCCGCCGCACCUCCUUCGACACGAAUGGAUUCCGUUCGCAUUCGGCAUCUCGCGGAGCGGCCGAAUCGCAGCGCCACGAGUCUUCGUAUCAGAGCGGAUACCAGGGCGGAUACCAGAAUGGGUACCACCACGAUAGCAGCAGCUCUCGAAAUGGUGGAUACCGCGUCGACUCACCCGCCUCCACCUCCACCGGCAUCCUGAAACGCACUGAGGAUCUUCCGCCCAGAUCCGAAUCCCGUUCCGAGUCCGUCCGCUCCGUCAAAAUUGUCCGCACCUACAAC
Mesorhabditis spiculigera is the source of this 1461-nucleotide messenger RNA. NCBI's taxonomy places the organism in Eukaryota, Metazoa, Nematoda, Chromadorea, Rhabditida, Rhabditidae. The record is from the annotation of a GenBank genome assembly.